AUGGAGAACCUAGAGAAGAUGUGCUCGGAGGGAACGACGUUUGAUGUCAAAAGGGUCUUCGGUUGCUUCAGCAUGGACGUGAUAGCCAGCACGGCGUUCGGAGUCGAUGUGAACUCCCACAAAAACCCGCAGGAUGCUUUUGUGGAGAAUGCGAGGAAAAUCGACAUCACCACGUUUACAGCUCUGCCGCCCUACCUGGUCAUCGGAGGCCUGUCACCAGACGAAAUGUUCUCACAAGUCGUGGCUGUAUUCACCGCUGGCUACAGCAACUCAUCGGGUCUGCUGGCCAAUACCGCGCUGUACCUGACAAAGAACCCUGACGUCAUGGACAAGCUGCAGCGCAUUCUGUCCUACUUCCUUCCGAAGUACGUCCUGCAGAAGCUGGGGUUUGCCAUUUUUCCCGCUGAUGUUGUUUCUUUCUUCCGCGGGGUAUUUGAUGAUAUAGUUGAUGAGAGAAGCAAACAACCACCAGAUCAGCGAAGAGUUGAUCUACUUGAGUUGAUGACACGAUCAAAUGAAGACAAGAUUCACAAGCAUCUAAAAGACGACGAGGGCGAGAGAGGAGGCCUGUCACCAGACGAAAUGUUCUCACAAGUCGUGGCUGUAUUCACCGCUGGCUACAGCAACUCAUCGGGUCUGCUGGCCAAUACCGCGCUGUACCUGACAAAGAACCCUGACGUCAUGGACAAGCUGCAGCACACGACGAUGAAGUGGAUAACCGUCCCCGCCGGUACAGAAGUCGUGGUUGAUACCGGCCAUCUCCACAUGGAUCACGGGUAUUGGGAGGACCCGAUGACCUUCAACCCGGUUUGA
This is a messenger RNA of Branchiostoma floridae (Florida lancelet), 813 nucleotides long. Its product is annotated as cytochrome P450 3A6-like. The transcript has 7 exons. NCBI's taxonomy places the organism in Eukaryota, Metazoa, Chordata, Leptocardii, Amphioxiformes, Branchiostomatidae. The coding region runs from base 1 to 813 and encodes 270 amino acids. The record is from RefSeq and is a predicted model, not a curated record. Gene Ontology annotation, molecular function: iron ion binding; heme binding; oxidoreductase activity, acting on paired donors, with incorporation or reduction of molecular oxygen.